This is a messenger RNA of Puma concolor (puma), 2204 nucleotides long. It is a transcript of the gene ADAM10, whose product is annotated as ADAM metallopeptidase domain 10. Gene Ontology annotation, cellular component: synaptic membrane; plasma membrane. The record is from RefSeq and is a predicted model, not a curated record. Gene Ontology annotation, biological process: membrane protein ectodomain proteolysis; Notch signaling pathway. Gene Ontology annotation, molecular function: metalloendopeptidase activity involved in amyloid precursor protein catabolic process. Lineage: Eukaryota; Metazoa; Chordata; Mammalia; Carnivora; Felidae.
AUGAUGUGGAUUCAUUACACCAAAAACACCAGCGUGCCAAAAGAGCAAUUUCACACGAGGACCAGUUUUUACGUCUAAAUUUCCAUGCCCAUGGAAGACAUUUCAACCUACGGAUGAAGAGGGAUACAUCCCUUUUCAGUAAUGAAUUUAAAGUAGAAACAUCAAAUGAAGUACUUGAUUAUGAUACCUCUCAUAUUUACACUGGACAUAUUUAUGGUGAAGAAGGAAGUCUUAGCCAUGGGUCUGUUAUUGAUGGAAGAUUUGAAGGAUUCAUCCAGACUCGUGGUGGCACAUUUUAUGUUGAGCCAGCAGAGAGAUAUAUUAAAGACCGAACUCUACCUUUUCAUUCUGUCAUUUAUCAUGAAGAUGAUAUUAACUAUCCCCAUAAAUAUGGUCCACAGGGGGGCUGUGCAGAUCAUUCAGUAUUUGAAAGGAUGAGGAAGUACCAGAUGACUGGUGUAGAGCAAGUAACACAGACACCUCAAGGAGAACAUGCCGUUAAUGGUCCAGAACACUUGAGGAAAAAACGUACAACUUCAGCUGAAAGAAAUACUUGUCAGCUUUAUAUUCAGACUGAUCAUCUGUUCUUUAAAUAUUACGGAACACGAGAAGCUGUGAUUGCCCAGAUAUCCAGUCAUGUUAAAGCAAUUGAUACAAUUUACCAGACCACAGACUUCUCUGGAAUCCGCAACAUCAGUUUCAUGGUGAAACGAAUAAGAAUCAACACAACUGCUGAUGAGAAGGACCCUACAAAUCCGUUUCGAUUCCCAAAUAUUGGCGUGGAGAAGUUUCUGGAAUUGAAUUCUGAGCAGAAUCAUGAUGACUACUGUUUGGCCUAUGUCUUCACAGACCGAGAUUUUGAUGAUGGUGUUCUUGGUCUGGCUUGGGUUGGAGCACCUUCAGGAAGCUCUGGAGGAAUAUGUGAAAAAAGUAAGCUGUAUUCAGAUGGUAAGAAGAAGUCCUUAAACACUGGAAUUAUUACUGUUCAGAACUAUGGGUCUCAUGUACCCCCCAAAGUCUCUCACAUUACUUUUGCUCAUGAAGUUGGACAUAACUUUGGAUCUCCACAUGAUUCUGGAACAGAGUGCACUCCAGGAGAAUCUAAGAAUUUAGGACAAAAAGAAAAUGGCAAUUACAUCAUGUAUGCAAGAGCAACAUCCGGGGACAAACUUAACAACAAUAAAUUCUCACUCUGUAGUAUUAGAAAUAUAAGCCAAGUUCUUGAGAAGAAGAGAAACAACUGUUUUGUUGAAUCUGGCCAGCCUAUUUGUGGAAACGGGAUGGUAGAGCAAGGUGAAGAAUGUGACUGUGGCUACAGUGACCAGUGUAAGGACGAGUGCUGCUAUGAUGCAAACCAGCCAGAGGGGAAGAAAUGCAAGCUGAAGCCUGGGAAGCAGUGCAGCCCAAGUCAAGGUCCCUGUUGUACAGCACAGUGUGCAUUCAAAUCAAAAACUGAGAAGUGUCGGGAUGAUUCAGACUGUGCAAAAGAAGGAAUAUGUAAUGGCAUCACAGCUCUGUGCCCAGCCUCUGAUCCUAAACCAAACUUUACAGACUGUAAUAGGCAUACACAAGUGUGCAUUAAUGGGCAAUGUGCAGGUUCUAUCUGUGAGAAGUAUGGCUUGGAGGAGUGUACCUGUGCCAGUUCUGAUGGCAAAGAUGAUAAGGAAUUAUGCCAUGUCUGCUGCAUGAAGAAGAUGGAUCCAUCAACUUGUGCCAGUACAGGGUCUCUGCAGUGGAGCAAGCACUUCGUUGGUCGAACCAUCACCUUGCAACCUGGAUCCCCCUGCAAUGAUUUUAGAGGCUACUGUGAUGUUUUCAUGCGAUGCAGAUUAGUAGAUGCUGAUGGCCCUCUAGCUAGGCUUAAAAAAGCAAUUUUUAGUCCAGAGCUCUAUGAAAACAUUGCUGAAUGGAUUGUGGUUUAUUGGUGGGCUGUAUUACUUAUGGGAAUUGCCCUGAUCAUGCUAAUGGCUGGAUUUAUUAAGAUAUGCAGUGUUCAUACUCCAAGUAGUAAUCCAAAGCUGCCUCCUCCUAAACCUCUUCCAGGCACUUUAAAGAGGAGGAGACCUCCACAGCCCAUUCAGCAGCCCCAGCGUCAGAGGCCCCGGGAGAGUUAUCAAAUGGGACACAUGAGACGUUAACUGCAGCUUUUGCCUUGGUUCUUCCUAGUGCCUACAAUGGGAAAACUUCACUCCAAAGAGACACCU